AUGUCGACAACAGCUUAUCGAAGUACUCAUUCAUCAAGAUCAUUUACACGGAAACAUAUUCGAACAUCACCCACUAAUGCUAUUCUUCCAUCCAUGACAAAUGAUCGUACACGAUUUCAAUCACAAACAAAUAAUAUUCCUCCACCGGUACCACGUAUACGUGAAUCAUUAUCAACUAAUUCAAUAACAUCAUCAAAAACUUCAUCAACAAUAACUGCAUCUCCAUCACUUCCAUUUCAAACAUUAUCAUCACCAAAUUCUUCAAAUCAAAAUACAACAAAUCAAAAUUCUAAACAACCAUAUACAUUUAGUAAUCCACCACGUGAACUACAACGACAAUCUAUACAAAAUAUGAAAUAUUUACGUAGUAAUCAUUUACGUCAACGUGUUUCAUCAGCACCAGAUGAAAAUUCAUCUCAAAAUUCUCCACGUUCAAUUAUAAAUCAACAAAAACCAUCAUCAGCUAAUGAAUCAUCAACACCACGUUCACAUGAUGAUCAUCAUAUUCAACAAUUACCGACAAAUCAUGUAUUAAAACGUGAUGAACAACAAAAAUGUUCAUUAAAUGCUUUAAUUAAAGAACAAGAACGAUCAAAAGUUCCUAAAGCCGUACAAAAACGACGAAUUAUUUUAUUAUUUCGUCGUUUACCACCAUCAACAUCACCAUUAAUAUCACCAAGACAAUUACAAAAUUCUUCACCAAUUAAACCAGAUAUAAUUUCAAAUGAUAUACAUCAACGAGAUAAAAAGAUUGAAGAUGAAAUUCAAUAUUUUACAAAUAAUACAAGUGAAAAAUUUUCUUA
This is a messenger RNA of Rotaria sordida, 803 nucleotides long. Lineage: Eukaryota; Metazoa; Rotifera; Eurotatoria; Philodinida; Philodinidae. The record is from the annotation of a GenBank genome assembly.